This is a messenger RNA of Maniola jurtina (meadow brown), 4194 nucleotides long. RefSeq lists its product as uncharacterized. The record is from RefSeq and is a predicted model, not a curated record. Gene Ontology annotation, biological process: DNA integration. Gene Ontology annotation, molecular function: nucleic acid binding. The transcript is spliced from 2 exons. The coding region runs from base 115 to 4194 and encodes 1359 amino acids. NCBI's taxonomy places the organism in Eukaryota, Metazoa, Arthropoda, Insecta, Lepidoptera, Nymphalidae.
AUAAGUGCGGGUGUAUGAAUAAAGCAGUUAGCUACCUACCGCGGUGUUUGAUUGACGUAUGCAAUAUUGGCGACGAGUCGGGAGUUAAAACGUGUGAAAUAGUAACGUGGUAAAAUGCCGUUCGGUAAAAUUGAACCGUUUGAUCUUUUCGGGGGAAAGUGGUCAUUAUAUGUUCGAAGAGUAGAACAAUUUAUAUUUUUAAAUGAAAUCAAAAGUACGCAUAAAGUGGCCACGUUGGUGACGUUGGUAGGUGAACGCACCUAUAAUUUAAUGUGUGACUUAUGUGCACCAAACAAACCUGAAGAGAAAACAUUUGAAGAAUUAGUAACAAUAGUAAAAAACCAUUUAGAACCUCAACGUUCAAUAUACGUGGAGCGGGAAGUGUUUCGACAGCGAAAACAAAAAGCUGGGGAAUCCAUACUAGAAUUUUUGCAGCAGUUAAAGCAUUUAGCAACGGAAUGUAAGUUUGGGCAAAACCUAGAAGAAAAUCUAUGUGAACAGUUCCUUACUGGAUUACAAAGCACGGAUAUUAAAGCUAGAUUGCUGGUCGAGACUAAUUUAACAUACAAGAAGGCGGUGGAGCUAGCUCUAGGAUUAGAAGCUGCGGAGAAGCAUGUGGACAGAGUGAGCGGCCGCAAUAGUUUGGGCGGUGCAUAUUCUGGGGACUUCGGCAGCAACAUAGGUGCAGGCGCAGGCAGCGCGGCCGGCCCAGGCGGCGCGGCCGGCUCGAGCGCGGCAGGUGGCAGCGGCGAGGCGGGCGGCGAGGCGCUGCACGCGCUGCGUGGCGGACCAGCAGGCCGGGCCAGGCCGGCGGCCUCUUCGGCGCUUUGCUGGCGCUGCGGAAAGCCUCAUCGGGCAGAUAAGUGUCGUUAUAAGCAGUAUAAUUGUGAUUUGUGUUUACGUAGAGGGCAUUUGAAGGUGAUGUGUAAAGCGGCCAACAAAACGGCCGAAAAACGCCAUAAUUUUAUGAGUGAUGACUCGGAAAGUGAAAUGUACAAUAUACGGGCGGUUGCAAGCGGAGACAAGCCGUUUUUUAUUAAUGUUAAAAUAGGGAAUAAAACACUAAAAUGUGAGUUAGAUACCGGUAGCAAAAUCUCGGCUAUUAGUGAAAGAUGUUACAAUAGUAUGUUUUCGAAUUAUACGAUUUUGAAAGAUGAAAUUAAAUUAUGCUCAUACUCGGGCUCGCGAAUUGAACCGAUCGGGUUUAUAUUAGUAGAUGCAUGUAUCGAGGACAAUCAUCAACAAAACUUACAAUUGUACAUAAUAAAAAAUGGGAGUCGUCCCUUGUUAGGUAGGAGUUGGAUUCAAAAAUUUAAAAUAAAUGAAUUAUACAUUAAUAACAUUUUACAAGAAGAUAGUGAUAAUGAGUAUCGCGAUCGGUUCAUAAACGAGUUAAAGAGAAUAUUCUUCGAUAACAAACCGGUUUUCGUUCGCGCCCGGCCGGUACCUUUAGCAUUGCGAAGCGCAGUGGAGAGAGAAAUUAAGCGUUUAGAAAAGGAAGGAUCGAUCUAUCCGGUUGAACAUUCGGACUAUGGCACACCAAUAGUUCCAGUUAUUAAGCCAUCGGGGGAUAUUAGGUUAUGCGGGGACUACAAAUCGACUAUUAACCCAAAAUUAAAAAUGGAUCAUUAUCCGUUGCCGCGCAUCGAAGAAUUAUUUGCAGCCUUGAGCGGUGGUCAGGAAUAUUCUAAAAUUGAUCUGACGACCGCGUACAUGCAAGUACCUCUCCACCCCGAGUCGCAAGCGUGUACUGCGAUUUCAACGCACAUAGGUACCUACGCUUUCAAACGUACACCUUAUGGGUUGAACUGUGUCCCUCAAAAAUUCCAAAAAAUUAUGGAAGAGACUCUUAGAGGUUUACCAAACACGGUUGUCUUUUUAGAUGAUAUUUGCAUAACGGGAAAAGAUCGCGAAACACAUAAAAAUAAUCUGAGAGCUGUAAUCGAAAGAUUGGCGACUAUGGGCCUAACUGUAAAAAUAAAUAAAUGUAAAUUCUUACAAAAAAGUGUGUCAUACCUAGGAUUUAUUAUUGAUAAACAUGGUUUGCAUCCGGACAUGACAAAAGUGGAGGCUAUUGUGAAAGCUCCAACACCGGGAAACGUGACUCAAUUGAAAGCUUUUCUAGGCCUAAUAAAUUACUAUGGCAAGUUUGUUCCUAACUUAAGUUCAUUGCUACAUCCAUUAUAUUCUCUUUUAAAGAAAAAUCAGCCAUGGAACUGGGAUAUAAAUUGCGAAGACGCAUUUAUAAACAUAAAGAAUAUUUUAGCAAGCGACAGAGUGUUAUGUCAUUACGAUCCAGCGCUUCCGUUAGUUUUAUCAGUAGAUAGUAGCUCGUAUGGUAUAGGGGCAGUUCUGGCGCACGUAUUUGCCGACGGAACGGAACGGCCGAUCAGCUGCGCGUCUAGAACGCUCGGGGAUACAGAGAAGAACUACAGUCAACUAGAUAAAGAAGCAUUGGCGAUAAUGUACGGGGUACAAAAACAUCACCAAUACCUCUUUGGUAGAAAAUUUAUUUUAAAAACGGACCAUAAACCUCUGGUGUAUAUUUUUGGGCCAAAAGGGGGCAUUCCACAAACGGCAGCAAGUCGACUACAACGUUGGGCGGCUAAAUUGGCAGCGUAUGAUUUUGACAUCAAUUACGUGAAAUCAAAAUGUAACGGCAAUGCGGACGCGUUAUCUCGUCUACCAUUAGAGGGAAAAAAACACGACAGUCCAGUCAAAUCCGAAAAUCAUUAUUUACUAUAUAUGAAUGAAACGUUACCGGUAAGUUAUAAAGAGAUUGCAGUAGAAAUAAAAAAAGAUAAAUUAUUGAGUCGAAUUUAUGGAUAUAUUAUGUUCGGAUGGCCAGAGAAGUGUAAAGAGGAUGAGCAGGCAUUUUUUGUGAGGCGCGCAGAGCUGUAUAUUGAUCAUGGGUGUAUUUUAUACAAAUACCGAUUAAUAAUUCCUCAAAGUUUACAGGAACGGGUCUUAUUUGAAAUACAUUCAGGACAUUUAGGAAUUGUAAAAAUGAAGUCUAUUGCCAGAAAUUAUGUAUAUUGGCCUUCUAUAGAUAAAUAUAUCGAGUCGGUGGGACAGAAGUGUGAAGCAUGUCGAAAUGUACGGGACGCUCCUCCUAAAACCACUUUACAUCCAUGGGAAUUUCCGGCGGGACCUUGGAAACGACUACAUGCGGACUUUGCUCAAUUCCAUGGUAAAUAUUAUAUCGUCGUAGUCGAUGCUUAUAGUAAGUGGUUAGAAGUGGAACAAAUACGUAGUACCGCGGCGUACGAUACCAUUAAAUUUUUUCGUAGUUUAUUUUCUAGAUUUGGGCUAAUUGACCAACUGGUGACCGACAAUGGCCCGCCGUUCCAAAGUGCAGAGUUUAAGGAGUUCUGCAGUAAAAAUAUAAUCAGGCAUGUUACAUCUUCACCGUAUAGACCGCAAGGAAACGGAGCAGCCGAGAAUGCGGUUAAAACCGUGAAGAAAACUAUUAAAAAGGCGGUGUUAGAAGGGGAAGACAUACACGCUAGCUUAUGUCGAUUUUUAUUACAAUAUAGAAACUGUCCACAUGCAACCACAGGAGUAGAACCGGCAGUAGCUCUGUUAGGGAGGCGCCUGCGGAAUAGACUAGACGCGAUGCGCCCGAGUACAUCGAAGAUAGUUGCGGAUGCACAAAGCAAGCAAAUAGAAAGCUCGGGCGGAGUCGUACGAAAAUUCGAUAUCGGAGAUAAAAUAUUAACACGAAAUUACUCCACAAAGGACAAUAAAUGGAUCGAAGGGGAUAUAAUAGAAAAAACGGGGCCAGUAUCGUACAAAAUAUUGCUAAACAAAGGAAAUAUUUGUCGCAGACACACAGAUCAAAUAUUACCACUGAGGAAUAGUCGUUUCUCAUGGAACGUCGGACCCGGAUCAGAACCAGAAAGUACGGAGAUAAGUAUUACGGAUCAAUAUGUAAACACAAGACCGCGGAGACGAAACCAAAAUGCCAAGGAGUCGUAUUCACCCGGGAAGGAUGUAGAGGAGUCCACAACUCAGUUGGAGUCGCAGGAGUGCGGGGAGCAAACGUCGACCUUGACGCCGCCGCCGCGACCUGGGUGGGUACUAUCCCCGACGUCCGAGCUAGACGACGACGGGGGGCGGUCGCCAUGUCUAGAAUCCCCAGUUGAAAUUAUGGAAAGACCUAAGAGAGCGUGCCGGCUACGUAAAAAAGAGUGA